Phytophthora infestans T30-4 is the source of this 1035-nucleotide messenger RNA. RefSeq lists its product as uncharacterized. Lineage: Eukaryota; Oomycota; Peronosporomycetes; Peronosporales; Peronosporaceae. The coding region runs from base 1 to 1035 and encodes 344 amino acids. The record is from RefSeq and is a predicted model, not a curated record. Gene Ontology annotation, molecular function: phosphatidylinositol binding. The transcript has 5 exons.
AUGCUGGCAGUGGACGCUCUGUUCCUCUUCAUUGGCAUCGUCUACGGCUCACGAGUAUUAACACCCAGGCCCAUGACUUAUUUAUCCGAGAUUGCCUACCCUACGGACUUCUGCGGGAAAAUGGCAGCGUCGUUCACACUGUUCUUACUGAACGGGCUGCGCUGGCUGUACCAAGAGGUUUUCUGUUCCUGGCUGUUGCUCCAUCAACCGUUCGGCCAGGACCAGCAGAAUGUUAUAGCGAUGAUGGAGACACUGGUUUGGGGCACAUCGUCGAGCAUUUUAUGGAUGGAAUAUCGGCGUGGUAUGACGCCGUCACUGUAUUUGCGGCUGUUCUGGAUCAUCAAGUGGCUAGAUGUCACCUUAGUUCUGGUCAUGAAUGGAACGUUUAGUGGAGUUUCAAAUGUGGACAACGAGGGUGCGUCUUCGUAUAUCAUCAGUAUGGUGUUCGGUGGUGUAUGCUAUGCUGCGUCUGCCAUCCUCGUACUCUUCAUGUUUGUAAGACCUACCACUGUCAGCCCUGAAUUUAUCGCGUUCCCAAUCGAGGUGACCACUCCGUCAGCUUAUUUCAACUCGACACACCAUCAACCACCCACCUCACUGUACGGAUCCUUCAAGGACUGGGAACUCGUGGCACAUCCAUCUUCAUCCAAGAGUCUCGAGGAAAAACCAAUGCUUGACAUCACGAUCCCAGCCACCACGUCUUCAAUUUGGGGCAACCGACAGUUCGUUUCCUUCAAGAUCGUUGUGCAAACGGAUGAAGAUCACUGGAGUCUACGUCGACCGUAUAGUGACUUCGCUGCUCUCCACGAAGAGCUUCCGGAAGAAGUUGGUGCGGAUUGUCCAUUGCCACCAGAGGAGGUCGACGACAGAAAACUGAUCUCGUGGAAGGAACGCCCUCGGUCUCUGAAGUCACGCCUUGAAAAAUAUCUGAAGCAGGUGUUACACCACCCAAAACUAGCACCGUACGCGUCUCAAGCGCUAUGCGAGUUCCUCGAGAUGGUAUAUAGAUACCUUACUUUUUCGGUGCUGUGUUGA